GGGCGGCGGGCGGAGGCGUUGGCAGCGGGCUGGGACGCACGCGGCGCCGCGGCCCCCCGUCUGCAGCGCGCCCACCCCGGCGGCGGCGGCACGAUGCCCUUUGACUUCAGGAGGUAAGAGUGAAGUCAGGGUAAAGUGACAGCCUUCCCAGGAAGAAAGCCUGGCAGUGACCUCCAUGCGCUGGUUGAUGUGGUACUCCAGCCUUUCCCGGGCACCUAUGCCAUGUGGCAGACAGACAUCUACCGACUUCCUCCUGCCCCUUCCAUGAAGCCCAGAGGCUGGCACCAGGAUCUCAGACAAAUGCUUGCAGAUCCAGGGCGGUUUCAGAGAAGGAAAGUUCCUCCGAUGGAACAAGGGACAGUCCUUAUACUGACAAUUAACAGCGGGCCACAAGAGCUAUGGUUGGCACAUGGUUUCCUGGUUCCACAAUGCCUCCCCUUACCAGUCUGAUAAUUAAGAUUCCUGGACUCCACCCCCCUCCUAUGAUUUAGUAGGUUUCAGUGAUUUUUGACCUUGUUGGGGAAACUACCGCUUUUGGUCAUUUCAUCCUUUCACUCUGCACCUAACCCCUUAGGAGGAAGUUGAAGCUUCAGGCUGAGGGUCUUGCCUUGGACCUCAUGGGAACUAGACUGAGGGGUGGGCCAGAGUCCCAGAUCAUGCACAGCUUCCAACCUGAUGCCCGUUGAGUUGGAGGUUUGGGGUGCCCGGGUGCCUGGGGUCCCCUGCUUAAUGAGGUAUUGUUUUAAUACAUUUUCUUGAGGGCUUGGGCUUACCACAGAAUAGAGGGAAUAGAUAUCACACCUUUGUAUUUGUGCUUUGGAGGACAAGCCAUUUGUACUGAGAACCCAGACUUUUUAAGAUGCUAACCCCGGGGCUCAGUUUCUAAGGAAGGUUCCACCAUUCCACCUACCUUCUUCCUCUUCAGUGUUCAUUCAUCAGAUGUUUACCCUGCUCGGCCCUCUGCCACGUGGCCCACAGUACAGAGCUGGGUACGUGUGGCCCUGCCCUCUCAGCAUUGCAGAGAAGGGAAGGAGGGCAUCGUAGGUCCCAGGAGUGGGGUGUCUACCCCUGUACAGGCUCUGAAGACUUGAUGUCUGUUCCCUUGUCACCUGUGAGAGGGAGUUUUAAUCUUCAUUUUAAAUCAAAGGAAUGAAAGGCUGCCCAGUAGAAGCUUUUUGCCCAGAGCCAUAUAUGGGUGAACUGAUGGAGUUGAGAUUUGAACUCAGCGGCUGUUAGCUAACUCUGGGAGAAAAGGGAACUCUUGGAGGGUCCUACCACCGGUCCGAUCUCUUAAGAACUGUUGGGGAAUGGAGAGGGGCCUACUGCGAUUGGACACUCUCUCCAGUGUGAGGCCUGGAAGAUAAACCAGGUUUCCUGCCUGUUUUGCUCGCCAUACAACUAGCCAGAAUCAGGAGGAGGCGGGGAGAGGAGGGGAUAGCAAUCUCUUGCCCUCUUGCCCUUUCUUAUCGAUACUCCUUUUUUUCUCAGUGCAUAUGGGACCUUGUGCAGCUUACCUCCUGUGUGUUCCCCUGUCUGUGAAAUGGGCACGAGAACAGUACCCAUUGUUGAGAGGAUUUAACGAGUCCAUGUGUGUAAAGCAUUUUAGACACAGCCUGGCAGUGGGGAGACAAGGGGAGAUGUGGAAGGCUAAGUGGAAGAUGUGGAUACAGCACCAUCACUUCCGUCUUGACCAAGGGACAUGCUCCCACCCAGCUGCAGGAGUGGCCAGGAGACCCAGGCAGGCCAUGUGCCAGGAAGAAGAGAAAAGGAUGGGGUUUGACAUCUACAGGAAGGUGCCCAAGGACCUCACGCAGCCGACAUAUACCGGGGCCAUUAUUUCUAUCUGCUGCUGCCUCUUCAUCCUCUUCCUCUUCCUCUCGGAGCUCACCGGAUUCAUAACAACAGAAGUCGUGAAUGAGCUCUACGUCGAUGACCCGGACAAGGACAGUGGGGGCAAAAUUGACGUCAGCCUGAACAUCAGUUUACCCAAUUUGCACUGCGAAUUGGUCGGGCUCGACAUACAGGAUGAGAUGGGCAGGCAUGAGGUGGGGCACAUCGACAAUUCAAUGAGGAUCCCAGUGAACAAUGGGGCCGGCUGCCGCUUUGAGGGGCAUUUCAGCAUCAACAAGGUCCCAGGCAAUUUCCACGUGUCUACACACAGUGCUACAGCCCAGCCACAGAACCCGGACAUGACCCAUGUCAUCCACAAGCUCUCCUUUGGGGACACACUGCAGGAUGAAGAGAGCCAUCUCCAGCGGGUCCAGCCCAGCAGCUUCCUGUGUGGCAGCAGUGAAGGGAAACUGAACACAGACCACCUGAUCUCCACCAGCUGCAGGCAGGUCCAGAAUGUCCAUGGAGCUUUCAACGCUCUCGGAGGAGCAGAUAGACUCACCUCCAACCCUCUCGCCUCCCACGACUACAUCUUGAAGAUCGUGCCCACGGUGUACGAGGACAAGAGUGGCAAGCAGCGGUACUCCUACCAGUACACGGUGGCCAACAAGGAGUACGUAGCCUACAGCCAUACAGGACGCAUCAUCCCUGCCAUCUGGUUCCGCUAUGACCUUAGCCCCAUCACGGUCAAGUACACAGAGAGACGGCAACCUCUGUACAGGUUCAUCACCACGAUCUGUGCCAUCAUCGGUGGGACCUUCACUGUCGCUGGCAUCCUAGACUCCUGUAUCUUCACAGCCUCGGAGGCUUGGAAGAAGAUCCAGCUGGGCAAGAUGCAUUGAUGACCCACUGGGCCCAAUGGCCAAGGACCCAGGGAGACCGCCAGCCCUGCUUCCAGCGCCCUGUCUCCUCCUGCCCUCUUAUCUGGCCCAGGAUCUGGUUGGGGGAGGUCGGGGGUGGCUCACGGUUUUGCAGCUACCUCUUUUCCCCAUCUUUAAUUUUAGAUGAAUUCCACUGCCUGUGGUUGUGGUGCCCCUUUUCCUGGGGAGCCCCAAGACCAGAGUCAGGCAUAGUGGGUUCGAGGAUAUCAGGGACCAUUCCCUGGAGGGCUACAGUUCCUUCCUUCUUAGGGGAACAGCCCAGAAUCCACGUCGACCAGGUCUCAGCCAGGCUUUGACAAUCUUGAAGCUCCCACCAUUUGGAUGCACCAAUCUACUGGGUUUCUUUCCUGGGCAACCAGCCUGCAGACCAGGCUCUCGGCUCUGGACCACUCUGCCCAAAGGUGCCUCCGCUCGGCGCCUUCAACAAAGAAUGGAACGUCCCAGGCAAGCCCCUGAGAUGUGGCGCCAUAGAUGGAACCCUCUCUUUUGCUCUGUCCCUUCUUGCCCAUCCUGGAAUCUGGCCUUGAGUCCCUCACCCCCACCCAUUUCUUUUUCUCUGUGAGGCAGAUGCCCAGUGUUUGGGUAGCAGUGGUGGUGACUUGGGUCUGCCCAUUGGAAACGGUGGAUGGCGAGUUCCCCUUCCUCUCUUCACCUUGUUUCUCUGACACCCCCCCCCCCCCGCCCCGCCAAUGUGCCUCAGCCCCUGUGCUGUGUGGCAACAGCAUCUCUUGGUGGAAGGGCUGGUUUUAACCUGGGAGACAUCCUUUGAACACCAGACAUGGUUUGUGUCCUUCUGUCCCAGACAGAAAGCAUCCUUCUCUGCAUCCCUAAAAUAAUCAUGUCUCACCAUCUUCCAGAGUUGCUGUCAGGCCAAGGCCUUAGGUGGGGGAAGCAAAGCAGACCAGUCCUUCUCCUGUCUUUGAACAUCUAUCUUCCAGGCUCCCGAGGGGUGCACAGCACUCGGACUUCUCUGCAGCCCAGUUGUGGCCCACUUGCCACUGAGUUCCCCCAUCACGGGCCACACAUGUGUUUCUGGUCCCUAGGGCAGCUCCACUGUCUUCCCACUUCUCCUGAGGUAGAUCCCUACCCUGCUACUCAUGCUCAUCCUUCCCCUUUAGUCCUGAAAGGGAGCGGCAAUGGUCCAGGCAUGAAUUCCACCCAGGGAAUUUUAGGUACGCCCUUGUAUCCCAGGGAGAGAGCUGCCUGCCUGUUUUCCAUUUAUAUCAAGAUUGUUUGCAUACUUUUGUAAUUAAGGGGUGUGUCCAGUGGAAGUUUUUAAAUGAUCUAUAUGGAUAGCUCAAGUCUUUGCCAUUUGUAAUUUUUGGCUUUGGAUUCCAAUUAGAAAAGUGUCCCCUUCUGCAUAUGAGUUGACUGAUGUUGUGAGUGUAAACUGCAUUUGGUUAUCUCUGCUAUCUGUGGCCACUUGGAUGGAUUUUUUUUUUUUUUUUUUCCAUUUUCUGUUCCACAGUUACUGAAAGGAGUCUCUUUGGUAUGUGAAUACCUGCACCUGGAGAGGGUGGGCAGGGUGGGGCGGGGAAAUGUGUGGCAUGCACAUGAGUUGAAAUUCCACUUUUAUGCUUUUUAAAAAACAAACAAACUCUUGAGGACAUGAGGGCUGUCGGUUUCCUAUGGAAGAGACACCUCUGACCCGUUACUCUUAAAAUCUCAAGGGGGAAAAAUGGUUUAAUUCUUUCCCCACUCAUUGGGCUCAAAUAGAUUAAAAGGCUGAUUUUCAGAAGUA
This is a messenger RNA of Canis lupus familiaris (dog), 4512 nucleotides long. It is a transcript of the gene ERGIC1, whose product is annotated as endoplasmic reticulum-golgi intermediate compartment 1. The transcript is spliced from 13 exons. Gene Ontology annotation, cellular component: Golgi membrane; endoplasmic reticulum membrane; COPII-coated ER to Golgi transport vesicle. NCBI's taxonomy places the organism in Eukaryota, Metazoa, Chordata, Mammalia, Carnivora, Canidae. Bases 1494 to 2732 code for a protein of 412 amino acids. The record is from RefSeq and is a predicted model, not a curated record. Gene Ontology annotation, biological process: endoplasmic reticulum to Golgi vesicle-mediated transport; retrograde vesicle-mediated transport, Golgi to endoplasmic reticulum.